Messenger RNA from Camponotus floridanus (Florida carpenter ant), 5770 nucleotides. Its product is annotated as type I inositol 3,4-bisphosphate 4-phosphatase. The coding region runs from base 544 to 4473 and encodes 1309 amino acids. Gene Ontology annotation, cellular component: cytoplasm. The record is from RefSeq and is a predicted model, not a curated record. Lineage: Eukaryota; Metazoa; Arthropoda; Insecta; Hymenoptera; Formicidae. Gene Ontology annotation, molecular function: phosphatidylinositol-3,4-bisphosphate 4-phosphatase activity. The transcript is spliced from 19 exons.
GAUGAUGUCAGUGACGUGAAAGCAUCGGGAUGAAACUACCCAAUCGCAUCUAAUGCACGGUCGUUUAUUACUUUUCGGAAUCGCUAGAUGCCUAUUUUUUUUGACAUAUUGCCAAUUGUUAUGUUUUCCUUUCACACUACGCGUUAUUAACGUUCCAUUCGUAACGCGAUUAAUUUUGAUACGAAAUGACAGGUAUUCACUUUCGAUUAGAUUGACCGAUAUCUUCCAUGUCACACGUGUAUCUCAUCGGUUUGAAAUUGAUCCAAUCCGAUAAUGUAAUGAGAAUGACUAGUUUUUGGAGAACAGCAGAAAGAAAUUCAUCCGAUUUUUGACAGAAGUUUUUCAUUCGCUUUUACAAACAAAUUCCUGCGAGAGCAAACGUGUUAUGGAUUUUCGUUGACGUUAAAUAUAGCAUUGACAAGCAUAGCUCGUAAUGGCAGCGAAAGGGAAUCUCGACAUUGUAAUUCAUAUAUAAAAAUGUAUAUAAAAGAUAAAUAAACUGUGGAAAUUGUAAAUAUGUUGGCUUGAUUGUCAGAAUGCAAGAUGAGAUUCAAUAAGCAAGAACUAUUAACACUAGCCACGCAGCCUUCACAGAAAUUUGAGAAAGAAGGUGUCCUGUAUGUGAGAGAACGACAAGAAGGUUUCUUUCGCAGAACAGAAAGUACGGGUAAAAAACCCGAGAACAAAAAUCAGAGAGGAAGAUCGCAUAAGAGUCUACGAAACCUCAAUUGCGUUACAGCUGGCGCGAGCAAAGUAAGUCUCGAACGAUGGUGCAGAUUGCGAGGCAAUCUUUUGUUCUAUUUCAAAUCGCGGGAGCAGUGGUCGGAGCCGCUGGGGGUGAUCAUAUUGGAGCAGUGCACGGUCCGCGUCGAUCCACCCAGCAAUCACGUCCCCUAUGGAUUCAGUAUAGUUUUCGACGGAGGCUUGUUUCAACAGUUAGGCGCCAACACGGCCGAGGAACGGGACAGUUGGUUGCAAGCAUUGCAGUUGGCCAGUUACGAGUGCAUGCGAAGCCAAUUAUUAUCAUUGCGACAGCGCAUCGAGGCUUUCAGCGAACACAAGCACGACACUGACAUUCAAAUGUUGCGGUUGCAACGUGGAACUUUCACAGAUCCGGCGGAGGUACCAAUGUGUGAGAUAUCACUAGCCUGCGAUAAUCUAUUAUGCGAUGGACACGGCCGACCACCUACUCCCGUUUUAGAGAUAGAUGUACAAUCGAAAUCUUCCAAGACUUGGAUUAAAUAUGCACGGACGGAAGUCGUUGAGCGAAGUAGUAAUCCAAAUUUUUUAACUACGGUAAGUUUCCGAGCUAGCGAUGGUUUGACUACUGAAACAAAAAUUAGAAUAACUGCAUAUGACGUCAGGGAAAAAGUUAGCCAGACCGCAACUCCGAUAGGAAGCGCGAUAGUAAUAUUUAACACAGUACAAGAUACUCCGAGAUUAAGGAUACCAUUAAAAUCAGCGAGAACAACAACAGUCGGAUUUUUAACGAUUAAUGUAUGGAACUUGGAAGCCGAAGAUAAAGGAAAUAGCACGGAAAGUACACCAUCACGGAAUGCGGUAUACGGCAGUAACAAUCAACAACAGUUGCCUUCGCACAGGCGCUCUCAAUCCUUACCUCCAAGACUAGGAACGAAAAUCAAGUUUCCACAUCAAGGCCAGUUAAAACUUUUGUUUGCAAAUCCAUUUGUACAGACUUAUAGAUUCCACUCUGGACUGGGCGGUGAUAUAUGCGUACACGAGAUUAUGGCGGAAAGCAAGCUCUGUUUUCAAUUUCCCCAGCAUUUAUUGGGUAUUUGGAUACAGGAGGAAAAGGAAUUGCUACAAGAGGUAGCUGGAAUGGGAGAAUUGAGGGAGCCAUGGCAUACCAAGCAAAUCGAAUUGCUCGAUCGUCAUCUUCAUUUGUUACAUUUAUAUUCUCAAGCCAAAGAAAACUUAGCUGCUUACAAAGGAAGUUAUUUCAAACAGUCAUCGCGGAAGAAUGAUCGCACUCUUGAAUUCGCGCCUUUAAAUUUGCAUCUUCAAAGAAUGUGGGUUCACAAUGAUACAUUGAAUAAAUGUGGAUUUUACGAUUUUAUUAGCGUAGGAGCGUUCACUGCUCAUUCCCACAAAAGCAAAAACGGCGGACUCAUAAGAUUGGUGCAAGCACUAAAAGAAUCGCCCAUGCGAAGUAAUCAACUCUAUCAGGGAACAUCCAAGAUUACAAUGGCACAUGACGCGAUUCAAGCAAUCAAACAAUUACGUCGGGACGUUGUAGAGGCAAUGAGAUCCUUGAUGAAGCUCGCCAAGGAGAAACAAACGAGCGGCAUGCUGCCAAUAUGUGAAGAUAUGAUCACGAAAACUAGAAUCUUACUUAGUCUCUGGGAUCCGGGCUUGGUAGAAGAGGCAUUAACAUUUCUGGAAGAAUAUAAAGUUGCGAAGGUUCAGGAAGAUUCCACGACAUCAACCACAACAUCGGAUGACACUUUGACGUUAGAUUUCAAAGUCAAUCAAUCCUUGUCACCAUUCAAACGGAUUACCCAACAGUUGAAUUUUGAUUUGAGAAGUCCUGAUUUUGAUGAUUUUGUUACGCCUGAUACUCCCGAAUGCAUGCAAGAUAUUUGGUCCAAAAGUAGCAUUAAAAAUGGCGAAUACGCUCCUAUAUCGUACUCAAGAAAUGAUGCACCCAACAAUAACGCCGGCGAGGGUGACGUUGCAGAAGAGAAUUUCGUAAUAUUUCCGGAUGUAGAGGACUAUCCUAAGCAAACAGAAAUGGAGCAAACUGACGAGAAUCUUCAGCGAAAUUACGAUAAUGAAAAAAAAGAUAAUUACGAUGACGAAAAGGAAGAUUUGAAAAAUGACGCUGAUCCGUGCAAGCGUUUUCUAGAUACUCAAAAGAUGUGCAAUUCACCGUCUGCAAAUUAUUACAAACCUACAGACGAGCCGGAGCCGUGGGAUCUCACUCAAUUGAACAUCGAGGCAAGUGUCAUGUGUCUCGUGUCAAAGGUGAAAUUUCUCUGCGGCAGAUGCAGUAGUCCAGCUGUAAGAUUACGUAACAAAAGUAGCUUAAGUAGGUCGCAGAGUCUCAAAGGUUGUCUACCGAGUAAUCGACAUAACGCCGAAGUCGUUACUAUUCAGCCGAAGAACGGACUUAAGUGCGAGGAAUCGAAUAAAUUACUGGAUGAGUCGAAUGAACAGCGGCAAUCCAGUCCUGGAUUAGAAAAACCGGCGUUUUCCAAAGCGAAGGAAGGAAUAACCGAUAUUUAUUGUAACUCGUCUUCCAAUGAAGUGUGCCAAGCGGUCGACUCAAUGACGCGAGUGAUCAAAAGUAAUUCUGGACAGAGAAAUAAGUUCACCGAGGGUUUGGAUUUCGCAUCAAUUGUCGAUUGGACGAGUGAGCUGAGGCCGAGCAUGAAGAAGUUACGGCAAGCUAUGGAUGGACUAUUAAAAACUGCCAGACUAACACAUUCGGUGUUUCGUGUACAGGAAGAUUCAAAAGCGGCGCAACGCGCGUGUAACGUUCGCUAUAGACGAGAUGUUUGCUUCAGUCAAGCACUAACUGCCUUGGUAACCGGCAUAAUGGCGAAACUAUGGUGCCAACGACCUGAUCCAAUGUUUCUAUUAAUACUAACAACUUUGGGACCAUUAGUUUCCUUCGAAGGCCUUCUUAGCUAUUACGGAGACGAGAUAGAUAUGUGGGGUGACAUGGCUGUAGCAGUCGAAGAUACACAUACCGUCACAUUCACUCUGUCCAGAUGUGGUAUCCAACACAGAAUUGGGGGAAACUCUAACACAUUUCAACUUCCUUCACCGCGCGUAGUAGGAUCACGGAGUGCAUUGACGGUGAUACUUCCAGUUCCGGAUGCGAUUUAUUCGCUUUUGCCAUUAGUGCCAUCCUCCCGACAAACGUUAUCGUUCAACGUGACUCCGGUAUUUUUCAACAUUGGCAUCAACGAGAUGGCUUCCUUGGCCGAAAGUCUCGGCACUACGAAACCGCAAGAAAAAAGCAAUAUGGAUAACUUUGACAGGCUGAAUGAGUAUUAUUUGAGAUUUAAGAAACUGAAUCUACCAACGGAACCUACAUCCACGCGUUUUGCUGCUAGAUCCAUCCUAGGACAUACAUUGUCGGAUAUGAUGGCCAAUUUAAAAAUGUGCGUGCAAGAGAAAGUCAACAAGAAUGUAGAGAUAUUGCAAUUAUCCUCGCAAAUAUGUCGAAAAAUGCGCGGUUUGAGAUUCACUAGCUGUAAAAGUGCAAAAGAUCGGACCGGUAUGUCGAUUACUCUUGAACAGGUCAAUAUACUGUCAUCAGAAUAUCAUUUGGCUGAGGAUGAAUACAUGAGAGCCCUCGAUUGUAUGCGAAGCGAGGGCUGCCGCCGGGAAAAUACGUGGAAGAAUAUAGGUGUACGUAAGUACGCGUUUAAUAGUUUGCAGAUUCUGACGUUGCCCAGACUCUAUCGACCGCCGACCGGCACGUACGGAUCUGCCCAAUCUUAAGAAAUCCAAUUAGCGUCAAGUACGCAUGUAUUACGUAUUGACUCUUUCUGGCUGUGUAAUCACGGAUUAAUUUCCGUAGUAUGUGCUAAGUAUGUAGUACUUAUUAAAAAGUAAGAAAUAUUGAACGUCGAAAUCGCCGUUCAAAAGAAAAAUAAUUCUUUAGAGAAUUUAUUGGGGACACGCGACUGGCACACGACUGACAUGUGUUAGGCAUACGAAAUGCAAUCAGGGGCGUAGCAAUAGAGCGUAGCAAAAAGAAAGUGAUGCUUCACGUUAAAUUUUUCCUUCCUACGUAUUCUAAGAUUCAAGUAAUUAUUAGCUAUAUAAUUAUAGCUAUAUAGAAAUUACAAGUUUUGUUGUCGAGCCUAAUAACAGUAGCUGUCCCCUUCUCUUGAAAGCGCUCUGUAAGUGCACUAUGUAAGUGCAUUAUUAUCUAAAUUUGCAACGCAGAGUAAAUGCGAAUGCAAGUUCAAGUAUGCCACAAAAAAGUAAACGGUAAAUUACUUAGGUAAUACGUAUUGUAAUGAGAUUGGCUGGCAUUAUGCAGAAAAUGAAUCGGAUUAGAAUAAAAACUUUCCUAUCGAUUUUUUUUCAUUCACUUCUUGACUCUUGAGUGAUUCUUCCAGUGUCAUUAAAUAGCAGUUAUUUUUUGUUUUUAUUUUUUCUACGGUGCAAGUUUUUAAUUGUAAUCCGAUUUACAUCAUUUAUUUCAAUCAGCAAUUGUUGACGAAUUUUUGCAAUACAAUGCUUCGAAUAUCAUAAAUGCUAAACAUCCAUUUGAUGAUUUUCAUUUCAUGAAGAAUGAUAAAUCAUUAUUAUAGCAAUUUCUAUCUCAGAUUAGCAUCAUUGCACCAUGAUUGUUAGCGCUUGUCCUAUUCGCAAAACAUUGGUAUUGCAAAAAUCUUUAUUGCAUUUAUUGAAUCGUGUUUGACGAAUUUGUUGAAUUGGCGAUUAUUCGCCUUUAAAAGAAUAAAUAGCUCGGUGCCAUUUUUUUGCCAUAUAAUUCACGAACAAAUAUCCGAUAAUAUUAAUGUCAUUCGAAGAAAUUUGCGAGUUCGCGUAAAUGUUAUUUGAGAACAAAUAGCGUUGUAUUUAACGGGAAAACGCUAUUCUUUCUUGCAGAAAUCUGCACGUAUGUGGAAAAGUGUUCGUUAUAUCCAACACUUUAUUGUACAAAAGAUCCAAAACAUGAAUAGACAUAUAGUCAUUUCCAUCAGUCCGAUUAAGUUAAUCUAUUAACACGUUACCGUAUCCAUAAAUAUAGACGGUAGAUCCCAAUUGGAUUAGAAAUAUAUUG